Molecule: messenger RNA, 1718 nt
Organism: Cotesia glomerata
Lineage: Eukaryota; Metazoa; Arthropoda; Insecta; Hymenoptera; Braconidae
Gene: CycK
Product: cyclin-K
Exons: 7
Coding region: 175-1410 (411 amino acids)
Biological process (GO): positive regulation of DNA-templated transcription, elongation; regulation of transcription by RNA polymerase II
Cellular component (GO): cyclin/CDK positive transcription elongation factor complex; nucleus
Molecular function (GO): cyclin-dependent protein serine/threonine kinase activator activity
Source: RefSeq, a predicted model, not a curated record
AAAAAAAAACUACUAAUCGCUAAAAAAAUAUCGAGAAUCGAUUCUAGACAAUUCGACGAGAGCGCCACCAAAAUAAACUUAGAAGUUUCUUCAAGUGUCAAAAAGUGCGGUUAAAAGCAAUCAUUUAAUUAAGUGAACAGUAAGUAAUUAUUUAAACAAGUACAAAUUGGAAUAAUGCCGUGUUGGUACUACGACAAAAAAGAACUGAGACACACUCCAUCAAUCCAAGACUCUAUAGACUACGAAACAGAAUGCAGGUACAGAAAAGAAGGCGCCAGAUUUAUAAUAGACACUGGCUCGAAGAUGGAUUUAGGUUAUAACACUAUGGCAACUGGAGUUGUUUAUUUUCACCGUUUUUACAUGUUUCACUCAUUUAAACAGUUUCCUAGAUACGUCACUGCUUGUUGCUGCUUAUUUUUGGCGGGGAAAGUCGAGGAAACUCCUAAAAAAUGCAAGGAUAUUAUUAAGACAGCUAAAACUUUGUUGACUGAUCAAAAAUUUGCGACAUUUGGAGAGGAUCCGAAGGAAGAAGUAAUGACACUUGAAAGAAUUUUAUUGCAAACAAUAAAAUUCGAUUUGCAAGUUGAACAUCCCUAUAGUUAUUUAUUAAAAUACGCUAAAUGUCUAAAAGGAGAUAAAGGUAAAUUACAAAAAAUGGUACAAAUGGCUUGGACAUUCGUAAAUGAUAGUUUAUGUACUACAUUGUCAUUACAAUGGGAGCCAGAAAUAAUAGCAGUAGCGCUAAUGUAUUUAGCUGGAAAAUUAAGUAAAUUUGAAGUUGUUGAUUGGAACGGCAGACAACCAAAACACUUGAGGUGGUGGGAUAUGUUUGUCGAAGAUGUUACAAUGGAUUUAUUAGAAGAUAUCUGUCAUCAAGUAUUAGAUUUAUAUUCACAGGCUAAUAAUGCAAAGCCUCCAGAUUCACCACCGAUGACACCAUCAAAUCACGCAACCGCUGAAGUAAUAACAACACCUGCGUCUAUUGAAUCAGCAUCCAAUACUCCGAACAGAACGCCAAUAAAAAUCCAAAAAAUAGAAACAACGCCAGUUUCAUCAAACGGCUGCCCACCACUGGAGCCUCCAGUCCUUCAACCAGAAACCGUGGUGAAACCAAUUGAAAUUCCACCCCCGCACUAUACUACGUACCCACCGAAUUUCGCACCAGCACCCGCGCCAUACCCUGGAGUGUUUCCUCCAGCAAAUAUCUCGGUACCGCCACCCUCGGUGAAUCCGAUGAAUCAUUUAGUGCCAGCGAUGCGGCUGGCUCCUCCGAUCCGUCCGGCUCAGCCGCCUCCCACUCCAGCUCCACCGUUUCAAUCAUACGGCUAUCCUACAAACGCCACCUACUUUUCAUCGGGGAAUUCCGUUCCUGGAAAUCCUCCUCGUCCUUACUAUCCACCUCCCUCAUAAGCUAAAUCGUUUUGUACUAUUUUUAUUAAGUAAUUCACUGGAUAAUAUUUUAUUUGAUGCGACAGUUAAAAUAUUUUCAGUUUAAUGAAAUUAUGUUUUGGUUAAGAGAAAAUUGUCAAAGUUCAUGGAGGAAGAUUAUGAUUUUUUUUUUUUUUUUUUUUUUUUUUUCCAAUGGAGAUUGAAGUUUCCGUUUUGGUCAGCUGCUUUUUGGUGAUCAAAUUGAAUUGAACAUAUUUGUAUUUUAAAAUUUGAUACUAAUAAUAAUAAUAAAAAAAGAAAAGAAAAAAAAACGUAAGUUUUUUUUUACU